CAAACCCAAUCUCCACUUAGGAAAUCUUGAUUACGUUUAUUUCGUUAAUUAACACUAAAAAAUAAAUGUUGUCCAUGGCAGCGAGUUACGCACACCUUGAGGUCAAACAGAAGAAUCAGAAGGAAAAGAUGAAAAAGAGAGAAAAUAAGAGAAACUCCUCCGGCCACGAUGCGGCUCAUCCCCUCCCUGUCGAAACCUCUUCUGCCUCCGGAAGGAUUUCUAAUAAAAUAUAUCCUUCUCGUUUAUCUGAUGAACAAGUAGAGGUCAAGUCACAAAAGUGAAAUUCAAAGUCAUGAAAUUCUUAAAGAGGUUAUUCAAGUAUUUGUCCUUGUGUUAGCAUGUAAUUAUGUUAUCUAUGUAUGCGUGAUGUGUCUAAAUCGUAUCUUGGUCGUGUUUAUACUUUUGUGAAAGUGUGCUACUUUGCUAAUUUAUCUGUGUGUUAUUAUGUUAUCAAAUGUAAAAGAUUAUUCCAUUGACACACGCCAAUUACCUU
Molecule: messenger RNA, 493 nt
Organism: Camelina sativa (false flax)
Lineage: Eukaryota; Viridiplantae; Streptophyta; Magnoliopsida; Brassicales; Brassicaceae
Source: RefSeq, a predicted model, not a curated record